This is a messenger RNA of Oppiella nova, 1520 nucleotides long. The record is from the annotation of a GenBank genome assembly. NCBI's taxonomy places the organism in Eukaryota, Metazoa, Arthropoda, Arachnida, Sarcoptiformes, Oppiidae.
GUGCAGUCAAAUAUUUAUCACUGAUUUGUACUUUUAAUUAACGUUAUUAUAACAUAACGUAUAAAACAAUUAAUCAUUUUAUUUAUACAUAUUUAUUGUUGAAUCCAAUAGUGAUUUAAUCGUCAAAACAGUGUUUUUGUGGCAAAUUUCAAAACCUCUCAUCCAUUCAUUCAUUGAGUCACUCACUCAUCCAAAACAUGACACAAACCCACCUGAAGGAGCACUUGCACGGGGCGGUCGGCGCCGACGACUUGAGUAAGAUGUCCGAAGAGGAGCUACAGUUCCACUACUUUAAAAUGCAUGACAAUGACAACAACAAUAAGUUAGACGGCAGUGAACUUAUCAAGUCUCUCAUCCAUUGGCACGUGGAGGAGAGCAAGCAUUUGGGGGCCAACGCACCGGCCACUGGAACCACCAAAAUAUUCACGGAUCAAGAGUUGGAACAAAUGAUUGAUCCCAUACUCGAAAUGGACGAUAAGAAUAGGGAUGGAUAUAUUGAUUACCCGGAGUUCGUGGCCGCACAGAAAGCCCGUGGUUUUACGGGUCAGUUCGUUGUGGAAGAGUUGACCCGAUCGGCGACACAAGAGUCUAUCAAAUGGGCGAUCAGUGGCCGAAGCGGACCAAAGUUGGCUCAAGUGUUGUCCGUCGCCACCAAAGAGACCGGUAUUGACGUCACAAACAUACCCACCAUUGAAGCCGAUAUCCAGUCGGAGGAGUCGUUGCGGGCGAUGACGGCUCGCACUCGACUCGUGUUGAAUACUGUGGGUCCGUAUCGCUUCUUCGGGGAACAGAUGGUGAAGGCGUGCGUAGAGACGGCCACCAGUCAUCUGGACAUUAGUGGUGAACCCGAUUAUAUGGAGAGAAUGCAAUUGACGUACAAUAAAGCCGCGCGAGAUAAGGGUAUAUACAUCGCCAGUGCCUGCGGUUGGGGCUGUAUUCCCGUCGAUUUGGGCGUUGAGUUCCUGAAGAAGAACUUCAAUGGAGAAGUGAAUGCCGUCGAGACCUAUAUAUCUGUCAAAACUGGGCCUCAGGGCGCCCGAGCCAACUUCGCCACCUGGCAGUCGGCUAUCCAUGGAUUCGGCGCACAAUCGCAACUGAAACCACUUCGACGCCGACUAUACAGUGAAGUGUUUACUAAACCGCGUCCGCAAUCCAAGUUUAGAUUGAGUCGAAAAACACUACCGUUCCGUUCGGAGUACGCGAGGGGUUGGUGUCUGCCAUUCCCGGACGCUGACCGGUCUGUGGUUCAACGCACACAACAGUACCGAUACGAGACACUCAAUGAAAGGCCCGCACAAAUGGAGGCCUACUUUACUGUCCCUAACUUCUUAGCACUGAUGGGUCUGCUGUUUGUGGGCGCGAUAUUCGGGGUGUUCACGUCUUUCCGUUGGGGCCGUUCCCUUCUGGAGGCCUAUCCAUCCUUCUUCUCAUUCGGUGCCUUCAGUCGAGUCGGCCCAACGCGGGAACAGUUGAGAGACACGUCCUUCCGAACCAUUAUUGUGGGUAAGGGUUGGGCCGAU